AUGCCAACACAUAUAAACAUCACCAGCACCUAUGACUCCCAUCUGCGUAUCUAUCUCUUUGGCGGCCUUCAGGGUCUCGACACGAUCUUCUCAGUGUUCUACUGUAUCGCCGUGCUGGUUCUCCAAUGCUACAAUCCGUUUUUCAUAAUGGUCGCUGUCCUCUGCUUCGGAAAUAUCCUUCGCUCCACGUUCACCUUCUGCACUAUAAUCUCGUGGUGUUCAUAUUGUGACCAGACGAUUCUCAAUUUAUUGAAUUUAUACGUAGAUCACACUUUCUGGAAUUUCCAAUCCGGAAUGAUGCUGCUCAUCGCGAUUCAUCGAUUCAUGGAUUUCAGCUAUGCCAGAAUCAGUGAUCACAUUUUUUCGCAGUUUUUGGCGUUCCUUCUGACUUCCUGGUUUUUCUGCUCUAUUGCACUUGCAAUGUUUCAGAUUAAGUUGGGAAAAUUGCAACGGGACAUGUUUUUGGAACAUGGUUGGGUGGAUGUCAGGAUGGAUGACUGUGUUGGACACUUUGUGGCCAUGAAAAUCCCGUAUCUCUUCCCAAUUUUCACUAUUAUCGUGUUCAUCAUAUUCUUCUAUCACUACAAAAAAGUGCCAAAGCAUCAAGUAAAGUUUAAGGAUAUCCCUGGAGAGAGGAACACCGCAUUGCUUAUUAUCCUUAUCAUGGCUAUUCAGACUACCCUCCACGCUCUCUACGAUCAUAAACUCUACCAACCGCUCUCCUCGCGCUUCAAUGACUAUCCAUAUGAUAUCACUAUCAGCAUGGCAUCAUUCCUCCCUGAAAUAUUGGUUCCCUUAUUUUUAUUCACUUCAAUUUCACAAUUCCAGGAGAGGGUGUCGGAUUACAAAACGCCAACGCUAUCAACUCUCAGUGUUUUUCAGUAA
Messenger RNA from Caenorhabditis remanei, 885 nucleotides. RefSeq lists its product as uncharacterized. The transcript has 3 exons. Bases 1 to 885 code for a protein of 294 amino acids. The record is from RefSeq and is a predicted model, not a curated record. Lineage: Eukaryota; Metazoa; Nematoda; Chromadorea; Rhabditida; Rhabditidae.